This is a messenger RNA of Prunus armeniaca (apricot), 594 nucleotides long. The record is from the annotation of a GenBank genome assembly. Lineage: Eukaryota; Viridiplantae; Streptophyta; Magnoliopsida; Rosales; Rosaceae.
AUGUCACAAGCAUCUGCAAGCCACACACAAAGCAACGUGCGAGAAAGGCUCGACCCACGACUUGACGUCCGCGCUUGCCUGGGCCCGCAUGGAAAUGUUCAUGAAAGGCUAGGCUCCCAAGGAGGUCAAACUGACAAUCGUCGCAAUGAGGAUCGUGAAGAGAGGCGCUCCGCUGCCCGCUCACAGAGAAAUAUUCACGAAAGGUUAGGCCCCCAGGGAGGUCAACUUGGUAACCCUCAUAAUGAGGACAGUGAAGAAAGGCACUCCACUGCCCGCUCUCGGAGAACCAAUUCUCGUCGCCAAGCUACAGAAAAUCCCUCGCAAGCGCAGUCCACCAAUACGCCUUCUAGGCAGCGCAAACGAGAGGGUCGACCCUCGCAGACCAACGAGGAGGUCAAUCAGCGUCACCCGAAUCGCGAAGGUUGCCAACAUGAUCGACCAACAAUGUGUGCGGAAGACGUUGAGAAGCUUGUGAAUGACCGACUUCAAGACUUGAAGACUGGCGGGAACCUCGAGGAUGCACUACGUAAGGAGAUGGACCAGGCGAUCUCUACUCCUUUCACCCCUGAAAUCAAGCAGGCUGCUCCCCCAUAA